Messenger RNA from Otolemur garnettii (small-eared galago), 2022 nucleotides. RefSeq names its product aminopeptidase like 1 (gene NPEPL1). The record is from RefSeq and is a predicted model, not a curated record. The transcript is spliced from 12 exons. Gene Ontology annotation, molecular function: manganese ion binding; metalloaminopeptidase activity. Gene Ontology annotation, biological process: proteolysis. Gene Ontology annotation, cellular component: cytoplasm. Lineage: Eukaryota; Metazoa; Chordata; Mammalia; Primates; Galagidae. The coding region runs from base 295 to 1527 and encodes 410 amino acids.
GCGGACCCGCAGAGCCGGCCCGUGCUGCUGCUCGGGCAGCUGCACCACCUGCUCCGCGUGCCCUGGAGCCACGUCCGCGGGAAGCUGCAGCCCCGGGUCACCGAGGAGCUCUGGCAGGCUGCUCUGAGCGUGCUCAACCCCAACCCCACAGACAGCUGUCCCCUCUACCUGAACUACGCCACCGUGGCUGCCCUGCCCUCCAGGGUGAGCCGGCACAACAGCCCCUCCGCCGCCCACUUCAUCACCCGGCUUGUGCGGACCUGCCUGCCGCCCGGAGCCCAUCGGUGCAUUGUGAUGGUUUGUGAGCAGCCUGAUGUCUUCGCCUCUGCGUGUGCCCUGGCCCGGGCCUUCCCACUGUUCAGCCACCGCUCAGGUGCCUUGAGACGCGCAGAGAAGACUGUCACUGUGGAGUUUUACCUGGUGGGACAAGACAACGGUCCAGUGGAAGUGUCCACAUUGCAAUGCUUAGCAAAUGCCACAGAAGGUGUUCGGCUGGCGGCCCGCAUUGUAGACACGCCCUGCAGUGAGAUGAACACAGAUGCCUUCCUCGAGGAGAUUAACAAAGUUGGAAAAGAGCUGGGGAUCGUUCCAACCAUCAUCCGGGAUGAGGAGUUGAAGGCGAGAGGAUUUGGAGGUAUCUAUGGAGUUGGCAAAGCUGCCCUCCAUCCCCCAGCUCUGGCCGUCCUCAGCCAUACCCCUGAUGGAGCCACACAAACCAUAGCCUGGGUCGGCAAAGGCAUUGUCUACGACACUGGUGGCCUCAGCAUUAAAGGGAAGACCACCAUGCCAGGGAUGAAGCGGGAUUGUGGGGGUGCUGCAGCUAUCUUGGGGGCCUUCAGAGCUGCCAUUAAGCAGGGUUUCAAAGACAACCUCCAUGCCGUGUUCUGCUUGGCUGAGAACUCCGUCGGACCCAAUGCAACAAGGCCCGAUGACAUCCAUCUGCUGUACUCAGGAAAGACAGUGGAAAUUAACAACACAGAUGCCGAGGGCAGGCUGGUGCUGGCAGAUGGUGUGUCCUACGCCUGCAAGGACCUGGGAGCCGACAUCAUCCUGGACAUGGCCACGUUGACUGGGGCUCAGGGCAUCGCCACAGGGAAGUACCAUGCUGCCGUGCUCACCAACAGCGCCGAGUGGGAGACAGCAUGCGUGAAGGCGGGCAGGAAGUGUGGGGAUCUGGUGCACCCACUCGUCUACUGCCCCGAGCUGCAUUUCAGCGAGUUCACCUCGGCUGUGGCUGACAUGAAGAACUCAGUGGCAGAUCGAGACAACAGCCCCAGCUCCUGUGCUGGCCUCUUCAUCGCCUCCCACCUCGGGUUUGACUGGCCCGGGGUCUGGGUCCACCUGGAUAUUGCUGCACCAGUGCACGCUGGCGAGCGCGCCACAGGCUUUGGUGUGGCACUCCUGCUGGCGCUCUUUGGCGGUGCCUCCGAGGACCCUCUGCUGAAUCUGGUGUCUCCGCUGGACUGUGAGGUGGAUGCGCAGGAGGGGGACGUGGGGAGGGAUACCAAGAGACGAAGGCUUGUGUGAGGGUCUGGCCUCCGCUCAGCCCCCAGCGACAAGGGGCGCUCUUACCUCACUUUGCACUGAUUAAUUUUAAGCAAUUGAAGAUUGUCCCUUAAAAUGGGUUUGGGUUUGGGUUUGUUUUUCUGUUUAUAACUGUGGUGGUGAUGGGAAUGGCUCUGUCUUAUGUCCUAGAAGACAGCUUAGGAUUUGGCUGGGGCCAUGGAAGGGGGCAGGAAGUGCUAGGGCUGUUUUCUAUCUGAGCUACCACAGGCCUCCCCAUGCUAUGCUGCCCCUUGGGGCCCCCUUGGGGCCCCCUUGGGGCCCAGGCCCUGCUCCAGGCAUCCAGCACUGCACAGGGCCCAAGCGUUCAUGCUGCCCAGGCCCAGCCAGCACAUCCAGCUACCCUCCCCUUGGAGAGUGAAGUGACUUGCGCAGGGACCGAUUUUAUGGAGCACAAGGGGGUCCUACUCAAGCCCCUCUGAAUUCACUUGAGGCUAAAAUAAACUAGGUCACACCACA